Messenger RNA from Lotus japonicus, 2038 nucleotides. RefSeq lists its product as uncharacterized. Lineage: Eukaryota; Viridiplantae; Streptophyta; Magnoliopsida; Fabales; Fabaceae. Bases 136 to 1854 code for a protein of 572 amino acids. The record is from RefSeq and is a predicted model, not a curated record. The transcript has 7 exons.
AACAAGUCGCUACAAGUUAAAAGACAUGAAUUGGCAAUGAAUUCAAAUUUCACCUUUCCUCACUUCACGCUUUCAAUGCCUCACUUCUCUUCUUCACACUCCACACUGCAAAUGCUCUAAUUUUCACUACCUCCCAUGGCGCCAAAACAACGACGUCCCGCAAUGUCGCAAAUGGACGCUGCUCUCGCCGCCAUGUCCCCUUACGGUUUCUCCACCACUGUCAUCCGUCGAACCGUUCAACAUCUCCUCAAUGUUCAUGGUGGCGGCGACCAAGCCUGGGUUCUCAUCCAAGACUCCGCCUACUCUCUUCUCAUUCACAAACUUCUCGAUUCGUCCCACCCAACGGAUGGUUUGACAGAGGAUAACCCAGGAGAUGGUCCCAAUGAGACACCCUCUGCCGGGUGCUCAAACAAAACUCUUCUACCUUGCUCUGACACACAAACUUCUGAUGGUACACCAUUAAUUAAUCAGACCAAUAACACCGUAUCAGCAUCCAGUGAAACUGCUAAUGAACUUCCCAUUAAGGCUAUGGACAUUGUAUCAGCAACAACUGAAGGUGUCGCCGAGUUUCUCAUAAAGGCUGAUGACAUUUCAUCCAGUGAAACUGGUAAUCAACUUCCCAUUAAGGCCAAGGACACUGUACCAGCAACUAGUGAAGCUGGUGCCGAGCUUUUCAUGAAGUCUGAUGAAAUUUCAACUGGUGAAGGUGGUCAUCAACUUUCCAUAAAGGCUGUAGACAUUCCAUUGGCAACAAGUGAAGCCGGUGCCCAGCUUCUCAUAAAGGCUGAUGACAUUUCAACCACUGUGACUGAGGUCGGUAAUCAACUUCCCAUCAAGGCUGUAGACACUCCAUUGGCAACCGGGGGAACAGGGAAUCAAGUUCUCAUCAAAGCUACAGAUACUGUAUCAGCAGACAAUGAAUCUGAUUCUAAGCCUGCACCAUCUCCAUCGACAAAGUCCUCACAAACUGUGGGGAAGCUUUGUCACAAGAAGUGUAGACCUCGCCAUGGCUUGAUUUCUUAUGACAAUAACGAAGAGGACCUGAUUGAACUACCACCAGAUCCUUUGUCAAUGGUUUAUGGCAGCAACAACAGCUGGGUCUUCAUGGAAGACUCCAAUGAUGAAGAUUCCGACUACGCUCUUCUCAUUGACAAACUUCAUGACUCGUUCCAGGCAACGGAUGAUUUGACAGAGGAUAACCCAGGAGAUGGUCCCAAUGAGGCAUCCUAUGCUGAUGACACUGUAUCAGCAUCCAGUGAAACUGGUAAUCAACCUCCCAUUAAGUCUAUGGACAUUGUAUCAGCAACAAGUGAAGCUGUUGCUGAGCUUCUCAUAAAGGCUGAUGACAUUUCAUCCGGUGAAACUGGUAAUCAACUUCCCAUUAAGGCUAUGGAGACUAUAUCAGCAACAAGUGAAGCUGGUGCCAAGCUUUUCAUAAAGGCUGAUGAAAUUUCAACCAGUGAAGCUGGUAAUCAACUUCCCAUCAAGGCUGUAGGCACUCCAUCAGCAACAAGUGAAGCCUAUGCCGAGCUUCUCAUAAAGGCUGAUGACAUUUCAACUAGUGAAGCUGGUAAUCAACUUUCCAUCAAGGCUGUAGACACUCCAUCGGCAACUAGGGUAACAGGGAAUCAAGUUCCCAUCAAAGCUACGGAUACCGCAUCAGCAGACAAUGAAUCUGAUUGUAAGCCUGCACCAUCUCCAUUGACAAAGUCCUCACGACCUGUGGGGAAGCAUUGUCACAAGAAGCGUAGACCUUGCCAUGGCUGGAUUUCUUAUGACAAUGACGAAGAAGACCUGAUAGAAUUACCACCAGCUCCAUUGUCAAUGGUAUUGGUAUAUAUGCAAGCAAAAUGAUGGGGUCAAUUAGUAUAAACAGGGCAGGGUAUUAGGAACUAUCAGAUUAGCUUCAAGGGUUCGAAAAAUGCAUUUAUUUAAGCAAAUGUUGUAUGAUUCAACAGAUACUUGUAUAGUUGUUUGAUAAAAAAUCGAUUUUUAUGUCACUAGGAUUAUAUGUAUGAUGAAAUUAUAUUAACCUCCA